GCCCAACCGCGUACCGCAAAGCAACACGGGAACGCUUUACUUCCGUGGCCGGCGACUCGGAAUUGACAGAACUCCCCUCCUAGUUCCCGUCUGUUCUCCCUUUGGAAGAAUUGCGUCAAUACGAUGCGCCGAUGUUCGCUGCUGUCGCCGUCAGCGGGCGGGAGGAAGAAGGAACGGUCGCGUGGCUGCUGGGGUUCGUUGGUGGCGGUUGUUCUUUGCGCUUGCUGUUUCUUCAGAGGAUCACCAGAAGAAUCAUCUGAAGAAUUAAUGUCUGUCAAAAUGUCAGCUGAAAACUUUGCAUCAGCCAAGGUUACUGCUGCUGAAGAAAACUCAAAAUCCAGCAUUGAUCUGAAAGCAGUGAAAGAAUCAACACUGGAAAAGAUAGAGGGUACUGAAGCUAUGUCAAAAAGACAAAGAAAGAAGCUAAUGAGGCAGAAACAGUGGGAAGAACAGAGAGACUUGCGCAAGAAGAAACGUAAAGAAAAACGCUUGAAGAGAAAACUGGAGCGCCAGUCUCAACUGGAAUCAAGCAAUGAAGGAAGCAUCAGGAAGCAUAUGCAUCGGGAUGUUGUUCCCAGUACCCUUCGUCUUAUUAUAGACUGCAGUUUUGACAGUUUAAUGGAGCUAAAGGAUGUCAAGAAACUUCACAAGCAAAUUCAGAGGUGUUAUGCGGAAAAUCGUAAAGCGCUUCAUCCUGUACAGUUUUACUUGACAAGUCAUGGAGGCCAAUUGAAAGACAACAUGGAUGAAACUGACAAAGGAUGGGUAAAUUGGAAGGAUAUAUACAUUAAAUCAGAGCACUAUAGUGAACUGAUAAAGAAGGAAGACCUUGUGUACCUUACAUCAGAUUCUCCUGACAUCCUGAAUGAACUAGAUGAGUCCAAAGCAUAUGUCAUAGGUGGCUUGGUGGAUCACAAUCAUCACAAGGGCAUCACAUAUAAAAGGGCACAAGAACUUGGAAUAAGUCAUGCGCAACUCCCACUAGGGGUCUUUGUGAAAAUGAACAGCAGGAAGGUUCUGGCAGUGAAUCAUGUGUUUGAGAUAAUACUUGCAUACUUGGAGAAAAGAGUGUGGGAAGAAGCAUUUUUCACUGUUUUGCCACCACGGAAAGGAGCCAAGCCACUGCAUGAAAUAACUGAUGCCUGUGUGUGCAAGCUAAAAGACUCAGAAGAGGUUCAAGAUGAAGUGUCUGAUAGUGACUAACUGCCAGUAGGAAUAUGCAUAAAGUAUCACGGACUCUGAGGAGAGGAAGCUCAAUUGAUUAUACAAGGGCAGCACACUGGGCUUGUGUUGCAGAACUUUUUAUGGGGCAUUGUAUAGCUUGGCAGUUUUACAUUGCCAGAUAUGUAUAUUUACUUUUAAAAAUUGGUUCAUUAGUAGUUGUUAGUAAACUAAAUGACACUUUCUCAGGCUUUUGUUUCCCAAGGAAGCUGAUAUUUAUUUUCCUCAUAAACAUUAUUUGACAUUUGUGA
Messenger RNA from Heteronotia binoei (common prickly gecko), 1472 nucleotides. RefSeq names its product tRNA methyltransferase 10A (gene TRMT10A). Gene Ontology annotation, molecular function: tRNA binding. Gene Ontology annotation, biological process: tRNA N1-guanine methylation. The record is from RefSeq and is a predicted model, not a curated record. The coding region runs from base 124 to 1203 and encodes 359 amino acids. The transcript has 8 exons. Lineage: Eukaryota; Metazoa; Chordata; Lepidosauria; Squamata; Gekkonidae. Gene Ontology annotation, cellular component: nucleus; cytosol; nucleoplasm.